AUCGUAAUUCGUAAUCAAAACAUCUGAAUAAUUUUGACUGUGGAACAUUGUAAACAAUUUAAACAUACGUGAACAUACUCACCACUACAAAUACACUUGUUUGAAAAUAAACGCCAAGAGUGGGAAAUGUUGUUUUUAAAAUGCAAUCAUUUUUUUUGCAUUCCAUUCUGCAUUUCUAAAUACUUUAGUUUCUAAAAUAAAGUAACGAUAUUUUAAUAUUAUUAUCAAUUAAUUAAUUUCGCGUUAGUUAUGUAAUCGUUGAAGUAUUUCGAAUCAGUGGAAUGUAACGUGUCAUUACGAUGUGAGUGAUUUUCAUUGCUAACGAUUUUCCAAUCUAGUGUUUUAAAAUUCGAAUAGAAAGUUCACGGUUUAGUUUUCAAGCAACUCGGAAAAACACCUGAAAAUACUUCACCGAACACCGAAUCAUGAAAGCUGGAUGCGGAAGGCGAUUCGAGUGAAAAAUGCAGCCUAGCAGAAGAAGGAAAAAACGACCUAAUUAUGGUAUUCGUACCGUCGAAGUAUGCAGAGGUAAAAAUGGCUUCGGUUUCACCAUAUCUGGACAGCAACCUUGUAUUUUGAGCUGUAUCGUACCAAACAGUCCGGCCGAACAAGCUGGACUGCGACCAGGCGACUAUUUGGUCGCUGUAUGCGGACAAAAUGUGAGUAAAGUUCCUCACGACGAUGUAGUCCAACUAAUCGGUAACUGCCACGGAAUAUUGAAACUACAAAUAGCCGAGAACUAUUACUCGGACAGUUCGGAAGAAGAUUUUGUCACGACAGCUCGCCAGAAACCAAAAUACCCUGCCAAGUAUAAAUCAAACGGACAUAAUACUCAUCCCAUGUUGACUAAUAAAUCUCAUAAAUUCGGUAACAACUCGGCCGAUGGAUUGUUUAAUGAUAGACCAGAUACACGAUUUGCUAAUGAAAACGAAUCAUCGAACAAAAAGGCUGAUUCGAUUCCACCCUACAGUGAUGUGGAAAAUGCAGAUAUGCUGGUCGAGGCGAACACCAUAUACCAAUGUUUGGUCGGGUAUUUAGGAACGAUAGAAAUGCCAAAGAUAUUAACGCCCGUUUCUCGCCAACAGAUCAUUCGUAGCUGUAUAAAAAGACUUCGAGCUGAAAAACGAAACCAUACUCCAGUCAUGAUGACCGUAUUUCCGUGCAGUCUACGUCUUAAAAACGACACCGGCACGACGAUAGCUGUCUAUCCUGGCGGUAGAGUGACAUUUUGCAGCGCCAGCAACGAACAAAAUCGUAAAUAUUUCGGUAUAGUAACCACAUCGGUGAGCGAAGAGCCAUCCAAUAGUUGUCACGUCUUCGCAACCGUAAGCUCGGCUCACGACGAACAUUCCAAAAUCGCAUUCAAGUUUAACGUGAAUUGCGGCUCCGACUGCAGCCAUUUCCCUGCCACUAGUGACCCUAUAGUCAACGCUAUUCGUAAAUAUUACGAAAAUCCGAAUCGUAACGAUGUCGAAGAACCUUUAGUAGCUAAUUCUCCGCAACCCAGUAACGAUAGCAGCGUCACGACUAGCAAUAGCGAUUCCGGUAUUGGAUUCAGAGAUGAGAGUGGCCAUCAAUCCGAUCGAAUUCUAGUGGUCGAUAUUCAGAACCAAAGAUUACAUAUACAAGCUGUAGGACAACCUGAUCCCCAAUAUAUCGAUUGCUACGCCGAUAAGUCAGACAGUAGGAAUAGCACACGAGCCAAUUCUACCACGUCUGCUAUAACUGCAAAUGAGAGUCUAAGAGAAGCAUACAACGUUGGCUCUCGCGAAAGUAUAUUUAACUGGAAUACGAAAUCAAUGUACGCUUCCGGAUCUUCCGGACGAUUCUUACACAAAAGCUGCGAUAACGGAUUAUCAGAGUUGGGUAUCUCAUCGGCGGCUGAAGCUUCCCUCGAACGUAGACUGAGUCCGAAAGUGUUCACGAAUAUGUCCGACGUGGUGCCAGUAUCUCAAAGCAUGGAAGACCUGAAAACGCAAAGCGAACUCUACGAAGAUCUCGAGCCAGUCGAUAAUUUCAUGAAAAAGCACAGUCUGCAAGAUUUGACCGUAUUUUCAUCCGAAUGCGAAGUUCAAGAAAAACCCCAACAAUGUGAAUCGAACGAAAACGAACGCAAGGUGACCAGUUGGGCAACGUCGCUGGAAAAACUGCUCUACGAUUCGGUCGGAUUGCACGCAUUCGCCGAGUUUUUGAAAAAAGAGUUUAGCGUUGAAAACGCGUACUUUUGGGCAGCUUGCGAAAAAUAUCGUCGAACUGUUAAUUUGGAAGAAAGAAAGAAGCUGGCGUCGAAUAUUUACGAGAAAUUUUUAGCCAAUUCGGCUUCCGAACCAGUGAACGUGGAUUCGAGUGGCAAAAAUUUCACCCAGCAGCAAUUACAAAUGGCUGACGUUAAUUUAUUAUCAAAUGCUCAAAAACAAAUCUUCAACUUGAUGAAAUUCGACAGCUAUCCUAGAUUUUUGAAAAGCGAUAUUUACAAGAAUUAUUUAAUGCGCGAAAUUUCCGGCGAGAAUGUCACCUUGUCUGCAAAUGCUACCGACAGCGACUUGCUACUUUCGCCCUCUGCUGCAACUACCAACACCAAAGAAUCUGCCGAAGAACCCGAACGAACGCGUACGAGUCGUCGUAGACGUUCGCUUCUGCUGUGGUCCAAAUCUAGAUGCAAAUCCAGAGACCGUACAACUACUGCCAGUAAUGAGAAUAUGCAGUCUUCCUGUAGCAGUAGCAGGACAUCGUUAGCUUCGUGGGAUCUAGCUUUACCGGUAUCUUUGUGCAGAGUCACAUUGCCCGAUGCUUCGUCGGCGGUUUUGAAUAUACAACCGCAUCAAACGGUGUACUACACUAUUAGUAAAUUAUUAGAGAAGAGGGCGAUGCCCUAUACGAGUUUUCAAGUCAUCUAUACUGCCACUGAUAAGGUUGUAGAUUUAGAAGAAAAUGCAUCCGUUUUGGCGGGAAAAGAAGUGAAAAUCGAAUGGAGAGUAGAAUUUAGAUUGGAUCUACCUGAUCGUAAAUCAUUGACUGUUAAAUCGAAACCCUCGCAUACAUUAGGAGCUGUCCUAGGACCGAUCCUCAUCAAACAUGGAUAUCAUUUGCACAUGGUUACGUUGUGUUUGAUCGAAGUUAACGAAGUAUUAGAACCGAGCACUUCGGUAAGCGCUGUAGAUAAACAACGAAUACAGGUGUUGACUCGUAAUACUCCUACGCUGAAUUUACAAGGUUGGAAUAAUUAUUACGGCGUGAAUGCGACCAUCAAACCUAAACAGUCGUCAACUUUGGAUGAAAUAACUAAUCGAGUAUUCGAAGAGCUGCUUCAGGGUAAAGCGGAAAAUUUCCGUAAUCCUAACGCCGAACCUGCACCUUCCGUUUAUUCUGAAAAUAAUAGUUCCGAACAUUCGUCGAAAAUUUUAGGAAAAUUUUUAAGAAAAGAUUCAUUUUAUCAAGAUAAAAUCAGAAAAAAUAAAAAAACCAACGAAGUUCCAAACAGUACUGAAAAGAAACCCACUAACUCCAGAUUACCUCCAGUGAUCGCGAAAUGGAAACCGGGAUCGAAGCUAGACUCGAAGUUUGAAAAAGACGGUCUAUACGAAGGGCUCAAAAGAUGCCAAAGAGGACGCUUAGAAGAUCAAAGGGGUACAGAAUUGAAUAUAGAAUUACCCGAUUUCUUAAAGGAUAAAGAAAACACCCCUAUCGGUAGAAAGAAAUUAAAAAAGAUACGUAAAGAGGUGUCCUGCCCGUCUGAGACGAAAUCGCUGCCAUCUUGCCACGAUAAAGAUACCAAAGAAGAAACCCCCGCUGCCAUAAACGAAAACGAGUACAACUCGUGUAAAUUAUCCGAUACGUACCAGACACCGUCGGAUUGUAAACGUCAGAACGACCAAGAACAAGAUAUAUAUACCAAUGAUUUGCCUAAUUUCAGCGGUAAAAUAGCCGAUAGUCCGCCUCCAGUGUUCAAACAACCACCACCUUUGCCACCUAAACCUAAGAAUAUAUCGUGGCGGAUGUCCAGCGGGACUUAUGGGUUCGAUACGAGUCCAAAGUCUGUGUAUUUAGAUCAACCUACGAGUAGCUUUGUGUAGCCAUUUUUUUAGCCAAUUUUUUUUCAUUUUUAUUGUAAAGAUAACCGGAUGUAUCAUCGUGUAUUAUUAUUGUUUGUAUUUGUACAAAUGUAUUUUAUAUUUUUACUAAAUCCCUUCUUAUAUAUGUACAUUUUACUGUCUUCUAUUUCUGGUAUUAUAUUUUCUUUUUUAAAAUAUAAUUUUUUUCUAUUA
Planococcus citri (citrus mealybug) is the source of this 4265-nucleotide messenger RNA. RefSeq names its product locomotion defects (gene loco). Bases 462 to 4073 code for a protein of 1203 amino acids. Gene Ontology annotation, molecular function: GTPase activator activity; protein binding. The transcript has 13 exons. Gene Ontology annotation, biological process: regulation of G protein-coupled receptor signaling pathway; signal transduction. NCBI's taxonomy places the organism in Eukaryota, Metazoa, Arthropoda, Insecta, Hemiptera, Pseudococcidae. Gene Ontology annotation, cellular component: cytoplasm; nucleus; plasma membrane. The record is from RefSeq and is a predicted model, not a curated record.